AUGAAUACACCAAUAGUUAGAUUAUCGGAUAAAGAUUUGGAAUCAGUUUAUGAACCUUCAGAGGAUUCCUUCCUCUUGAUAGAUGCCUUAGAAGCUGAUUUAGAGGUCCUAAAAGCUACAAAACCUGUGAUGUGUUUAGAGAUAGGUAGUGGAUCUGGUAUUGUAAUUACUGCUCUGGCAAUGGCAUUGAAGAAACACUGCCAGUCUUACCAUCUUGCGAUCGAUAUCAAUAUCGAUGCAUGUAAAAUUUCGAAGAAAACUGCUGCCGAAAAUUUGGUAGAGGUAGAUAUCGUACAGAUGGAUUUAUUAAACUGCAUACGUAGCGAUAGCGUUUUUGAUAUCGUGAUAUUUAAUCCACCGUAUGUGGUGACCAGCGACGAUGAAAUUUCUAACGAGCAGAUUUUGUUCAAAGCUUGGGCAGGUGGUACAAAUGGUAGAAAAGUUAUGGAACGAGUGUUUCCUAAAAUUCCUGAUAUUCUAUCGAACACUGGAAUAUUUUAUCUGUUAGUUAUUAAAGAGAACGAUCCCGAAAACAUUUUACGUACAUUUAUGGAUUUGAACAUGGUAGGCAAGAUAGUAGCAGAAAGAAAAAUCAGGGGAGAGCAUUUGUAUAUAUUAAGUUUUACGAAAAUAAAAUAGCAGUAUAUGUGUAUA
Bombus huntii is the source of this 654-nucleotide messenger RNA. RefSeq names its product methyltransferase N6AMT1 (gene HemK2). The coding region runs from base 1 to 639 and encodes 212 amino acids. The transcript has a single exon. NCBI's taxonomy places the organism in Eukaryota, Metazoa, Arthropoda, Insecta, Hymenoptera, Apidae. Gene Ontology annotation, cellular component: eRF1 methyltransferase complex. Gene Ontology annotation, molecular function: S-adenosylmethionine-dependent methyltransferase activity; protein methyltransferase activity; nucleic acid binding. The record is from RefSeq and is a predicted model, not a curated record. Gene Ontology annotation, biological process: methylation.